This is a messenger RNA of Sardina pilchardus (European sardine), 1500 nucleotides long. RefSeq names its product kit ligand b (gene kitlgb). The transcript is spliced from 8 exons. The record is from RefSeq and is a predicted model, not a curated record. Gene Ontology annotation, molecular function: cytokine activity; stem cell factor receptor binding. Gene Ontology annotation, biological process: cell adhesion; positive regulation of cell population proliferation. Gene Ontology annotation, cellular component: plasma membrane. The coding region runs from base 628 to 1440 and encodes 270 amino acids. Lineage: Eukaryota; Metazoa; Chordata; Actinopteri; Clupeiformes; Clupeidae.
UGCCGGUAAGUGCCUUAACUCGUUGUCCCGCGGACGAUGUGCUCAGGGUUUCAGACAGAAUAAUGCAAUGAAGUGCGUUUCACUAUUUUACCGUAUCAGCGUCUUUUCUAACAUGAGCUACACACCGUGAGCGACAGUUGGUUAAGCUUAUAGCGCAGUCUUUGUUGAUAAGAAACAGGUAGCCUUCUUAGCCAGAUAAACCAAUUACGCAAUGUGUGCCAUUUGGUUUGUUAUGACUCUGUUAAUAGUACCAUGCUUGGGUGUAGGCCUACGCUAAGGUUAAUGGGGGGGGGAUUUGACGUGCUUUAUAGGGAACCGACAUGACUGUCUGCUAGCCUUGCCGCACUCGCUAACCCUGUGAGUCAAAGCUGACUCUCAGCACAGCGUCAACGUGCGUCCGCCGACUCCGUGCCCCCAGUUCGACAUCAGUGCGCUCAGAGCUGUCUACGGGAAACUGACAGAUUUCCAUCCCACACUAAUUCUGCAACUGGUAAAGAGGAAGGGCUACUGGUUGAUAAGCGGUAACAUCUAUCUGGUGGACAUGAACAAGUGGAAUAACGAACACGUGUUGAACAGGAGGAAAAGACAACGACGUUUAUUUUGAUCGUUUUAUACCAUAUCAUCCAUAUGAAGAAGACAAACAUUGGAGAGAGCGUUUGCAUCUUCGCACUACUGCUGUCGACUUUGGUGACAGGUGGCGAGAAAGGCAGAACUCCACUCACAGACGAUGUGGGUACACUGGACGUUCUGAAAGGAAACAUUCCCCAGGACUACAGAAUCCCACUUAAUCACGCUCCUAAAGCAGUGACAGGAAAGUGCUGGUUGCAGUUAAAUCUUUACCCUGUGGAGCAAAGCCUGAAGCACCUUGCUCACAAGUUUAGUAACCUGUCAAUCAACCGGGAGAACAUUACCAUUUUCAUCACUAUGCUCCAGGGUCUUCGCUUCAUGCUUGGCAACGAGGAACUGGACCUGGCAAUGCAAGCAUAUGAGUGCCAUUUCAGGACAGCCUACUGGCCAACUGAUCGCUAUUUUGAUCACGUAAAAGAGGUUUUCAGCACAGCUGCCAACGUUUCUGGGAUAUUGGAGUGUGCCCCACCUCCCUGUCCAUCCACUUUGCCUCCCUCUGCCACACCAGGUCAGGAGAAUCAGCAUCUCAUUGGAGAGAGAAUAACGAGAAGCCUUCCAAUCAUCCUACUUGUCCCUAUCUUAUGCAUAUUAUCUCUGGGCACGUGGAUGGUAGCACGGAAAAGAGGAGUCUGGUGCAAUGACUCCAGCAGAGGUGAAUUUGCGAGGCCCCAGAGUGCAGCUGCGCUGUCAGGCCCUGAGUCUCAGUAUGGAGCUGCGCAAGAGAGCCUACAGGAACACUCAGUGAUGAGUGCAGAGAGGAGCGCGGAGACCAUUAUGGUGAUGAUGGAGGUCAUGAAGGAUUCGGAGAUGUGAACUCGAGCAUUUCAGCAUGAAACUUGAGGAACGUGGCUGGGGAGCACAACUAUGCUAACC